AUAUGUUAAAUAUGAUAAAUAACUAAUAUGUUUGAUAAAAAUUCAUCCUGCCUUAUGGUUUCUCACAACAAUCCUAUGAGAGGCAUGGGCAGUAUCAACAUUAUUCGAGAUUUACAUAUGGGAAAUCCAAGACUCAAAGGAUUUAAGUAGGUUGUCAGUGAUCACAGAGUUAGUUAGUGGGAGAUCUGGGACUUAAAACCAAGUUAUUUAAUGACUCUGAAUAUCCUGCGUUUCCUGUUAUAUCACGCUUCUGCCGAGAGGCCGCCAUUACCAGAGGGUCUCAAGCAGAGACUUGUCGGGAAUGUUGUGGAAGGCCUUGCAGAGUAGCUUAGUUGAUUGCUGUAUGGUUUAAGGAACCACAGCAUUCCCUCUAUCCCCACCCCCAAACUCCCACUAAUCAGCUGGCCUCAGUUGGCCUUUAUCACGGCAUUUCUCUGAGUCAAGCCCUGUUCCAGACAGGGAUGAGCAUAUGAAGAGCUGCACAUUCUUCCCACAACACCUUUGUGCAGGUACAUGUCCUAGAUCACUCUGCUCUCUGAUAGAAAUCUGAGGCAAAAGGAGGCUCAUUCAGCAAACCUUUUUUGAAUAAUUCCUUUUUGUCAAGAGCUGUACCAAGCGUUGGGAAUACAGAAAUUAAUCUCACACAUCCCUGUCCUCAAGAAACUCCUAGAUCUGUGGGGGAAACAGACAGAAUGCUGCAUUGUUGCGCGGUUGGCAGCAGAGGAGAGAGAGUGACUAACUGACCUGGGAUACUGCUGGCCCUGGAGGGGGCUGCUGAGGGCUGCCCUGCAUGCGCAGCAGGUCAUGUUUAGGGAUAAUCUGGUCCAGCUGGCCCGUAGACCCACGAAGGGAGGUCUUGACAUAUUUUGGGAAUGUCAAUGGCUAAAUUUUGGGAUUUGUGAAGAGUCUUAAUGGAAGAAAAAAAUUGGAGAAAUAAAAUUUUGUAUGCCAGGCUGAGACGUUUUUACUUAAUCUUGUGGGCACUGAGAAACUAGUGCAGGGUUAGAACAGGCAGGCAGCAAAAUCAGAUUUAGAAGAAUUGCUCUGGCAGAUUUUUAGAGAAGGAAUGGAAGAGGGAAAACCAGCCACUGACGCAAGAAACUGAGGAACGCUGAAGCCACAGCUAAGACCAUGGGUGUGGGUGAGGAUGAAAGGACAGCUUAGGCAACCUUUGGGAGGCAGCAUCACAGUCAGUGACUGAUUAUAGUGCAGUGUGAGGAAGAGAAAAAAGUCAAGAGUGACUCGCAAGUUUUUAAUUGAGAUCUGUCUCCCUUAUCUUACAAAGAUUGCAACCCAAAUGCUGAAGACUCUCCUUCAUGCAAGUUUCAGAAUACUGCCACAAACUGGUAAACAUUUCUCUUUUGGGGGCUGACAUCUUGUUUCCUUUUUCUUAACUCUGUUCUGAAAUUGUUACAGCAAUUUUUGUACUUCGAGGAAUUGAUGAGAACCUGGUAUGUAUUAUACACUCAGUAAAUAAAUAAGCAGGUAAGCGAGGUCACUAAUCAUGGUUAGCACACAAGACCACGCUAGUUAUGGUAAAGUUGUGGUCAUAAAAUGUGACUUCUGUGAUUCUGAAGCAGCUUAUACAUUUGUGCCAAAAUUAUGUUUGGUAAAACUAUGAUUGGUAAAAUACAUAAUUCUGAAGAAUUUUUCAGUACUUAAGCUUCCUAUGAAAUGUAGCCCAAGUGUCACCAUACACUGUGUUCACUUAUAACAUUGGUCAUGCAUGAUCAUUAUAGCAGCAACAGCCACAGGAAGAUGAAGUAAUUAGAUCACAAUGAAACAGGUUGCAUUCUCAUUCCUUUAAACCUUCUGCCUUCCUCCCCAACCUGCAUGAUUCUGAUGGGGGGUGGGAUGUGUUACGUGAUUUACCCAGGAUCCCAGGCGUGCCCUGGGUUCGACUUAUUUCCCUAGACUAAUCCAGCUCCCAGCCUGGAUCCUGAGCAUACCCUGCAUUAAUCAGACUUGCUGGAAUGAUCACAUGGUUCUCUAGCUGCCUCCCGUUAGCUGCCGCUUGUCAGCAGCUGGCGGAGCUGGAGGCUGCAGGCCCCUGUCUGCAGAAAGCCUUUUACUUCAGAAAAUUGGGGGGUGUGGAAAGCCCGCCUCUUUUUUCUGCACUUUGCACCAUCUGACUGACUAAAUGGUUGUCCUCCGUACCCAAAAGCCUACCACACAAUCUAAGGAAAUUGUCUCUCACUAGGUCAUGUUUGCAUUUGAAGAAUUCAGUGAACAGAGUAUCUGCCAAGCUCGGGCUUCUGUGAUGGUCUACGAUGACACCAGUAAGAAAUGGGUACCAAUCAAGCCUGGCCAGCAGGGAUUCAGCCGGAUCAACAUCUACCACAACACGGCCAGCAACACCUUCAGGGUCGUUGGAGUCAAGCUACAGGAUCAGCAGGUUGUGAUCAAUUAUUCAAUCGUGAAAGGGCUGAAGUACAAUCAGGCAACACCAACCUUCCACCAGUGGCGAGAUGCCCGCCAGGUCUACGGCUUAAACUUUGCAAGUAAAGAAGAAGCAACCACAUUCUCCAAUGCAAUGCUGUUUGCCCUGAACAUCAUGAAUUCCCAAGAAGGAGGCCCCUCCAGCCAACGUCAGGUGCAGAAUGGCCCCUCUCCUGAUGAGAUGGACAUCCAGAGAAGACAAGUGAUGGAGCAGCAGCACCAGCAGCAACGUCAGGAAUCUCUAGAGAGAAGGACCUCAGCCACAGGGCCCAUCCUCCCACCGGGGCAUCCCUCUUCUGCAGCCAGUGCCCCCCUCUCAUGUAGUGGGCCUCCACCCCCACCCCCACCCCCUGUCCCACCUCCACCCACGGGGGCCACUCCCCCACCCCCACCCCCACUGCCAGCCGGAGGAGCCCCGGGGGCCAGCCAUGACGAGAGCUCCGUGUCAGGACUGGCCGCUGCCCUAGCUGGAGCCAAGUUGAGGAGAGUCCAGCGGCCAGAAGAUGCAUCUGGAGGCUCGAGUCCCAGCGGGACCUCAAAGUCCGAUGCCAACCGGGCAAGCAGUGGAGGCGGCGGAGGUGGCCUCAUGGAGGAAAUGAACAAACUGCUGGCCAAAAGGAGAAAAGCAGCCUCCCAGACAGACAGGCCAGCUGACAAAAGGGAAGAUGAAAGCCAGACGGAAGAUCCUAGCACCUCCCCAUCUCCAGGGACCCGAGCAUCCAGCCAGCCACCUAACUCCUCAGAGGCUGGCCGGAAGCCCUGGGAGCGGAGCAACUCGGUGGAGAAACCUGUGUCCUCGUUACUGUCCAGAACCCCGUCUGUGGCAAAGAGCCCCGAAGCUAAGAGCCCCCUUCAGUCGCAGCCUCACUCUAGGAUGAAGCCUGCCGGGGGCGUCAAUGACGUGGCCCUGGAUGCCUUCGAUCUGGACCGGAUGAAACAGGAGAUCCUAGAGGAGGUGGUCAGAGAACUUCACAAGGUGAAGGAAGAGAUCAUUGAUGCCAUCAGGCAGGAGCUGAGCGGCAUCAGCACCACGUAAACGGCGCCGAGACGUCGAGGCCAUCGGAGGACAGCGAAGUGCCCUCCCAGCCCUGGCCCAGCACCCGCAGAGCCGCACGGAGCUGGGAAGCGCAUCAUUUAAAGUCUUAACCUGUGAUAAAAUGUUAAAAUGAGGAAACAAAAGUUCAGUUCCAGGAUUUUUUUAGAUUCUACCUGACACAGAACACCGGGUCUACUCGUCUUUUUUGUAUUUUAUAUUUGCUUAUUUAAGUGUACAUUUCUUUUGGAUAAUAGAGAGGAUGCCCCCACAUCACCUGCUUCAUUAGACGGUUUCCGAGUUUUCUCCUAGGUGACGCUUAGCGCCUCAGCUGCCGAUGACAGCAGGCACAGCGUGGUGUCACCACACACAGCAGAGCUGUCUGCGCGCAGCUCCGUCCCCAGCAAUCAUGGUGUUGAAACUGUCUGUCCAUGCACCGCGGUGUCUGUGUCCACACGGUAAUAAACAGUUUACUGUCCACA
Messenger RNA from Microcebus murinus (gray mouse lemur), 3954 nucleotides. It is a transcript of the gene EVL, whose product is annotated as Enah/Vasp-like. Gene Ontology annotation, molecular function: actin binding; profilin binding; SH3 domain binding. NCBI's taxonomy places the organism in Eukaryota, Metazoa, Chordata, Mammalia, Primates, Cheirogaleidae. The record is from RefSeq and is a predicted model, not a curated record. Gene Ontology annotation, cellular component: cytoskeleton. Gene Ontology annotation, biological process: protein homotetramerization; positive regulation of actin filament polymerization; actin polymerization or depolymerization.